AUCGAUAUCACACAUGUCUUGCUGCUAGUGAAAUGAUUGCUGCCGCCUGCAAGCUGAAUUAAAAACAAAAAUUAGGUAUGUCAGCUGUGGAACAGGACCCCGUCGAAUUGAUGCUGAAGAAAACGGGCUGCAUUGAGCUACACUACAAGGUACAGGAGUGCAUUGCAGAGACGGGUGACUGGCGUAUGUGCCAGGACAAAGUGAAAGAGUUCAAGGCGUGUAUGCAAAAAUAUGUGGAUCAACAGACCAAAAAAUACGCCAAUGUUAAGUAAAAUGAUACAAAAACUUCUGAGCACCAGCAUUGUAGCAAAUCCAACCAAACUGGCGCUUGUCGUUCGCGGCGACCUAAAGAUGAGCAAAGGCA
Messenger RNA from Drosophila hydei, 364 nucleotides. RefSeq names its product cytochrome c oxidase assembly factor 4 homolog, mitochondrial. The record is from RefSeq and is a predicted model, not a curated record. Bases 78 to 272 code for a protein of 64 amino acids. Gene Ontology annotation, cellular component: mitochondrial intermembrane space. The transcript has a single exon. Gene Ontology annotation, biological process: mitochondrial respiratory chain complex IV assembly. Lineage: Eukaryota; Metazoa; Arthropoda; Insecta; Diptera; Drosophilidae.